CUCAAUAUCGGUCAGACACUGACCUGCCUGGAUUGCAGUCGAUGUGCUUGGCGACACCGUGGGAGAUGACGGAAGGGCUGCAUCUGGAUCGCAGGCGCUGCAAUAGAUUAAAAGCCGACCCACUUGCAGUGAAGGUGAAGGAUACCCUCUCGAAACAGAAGAUCCGCCGUUGACGCAAUCGGGAAGCGCGAGAAACGAAAAACGAAACUUCACCUCUAUAAUACAAUCGACAGCCAGAUUUCUGCCAGGCAUCGCGCACUUCCAUUCAUUCAAACAGUCACUCAUUCACAGUCAUUCUUUCAACAUGCGCGUCUCAGCUCUCGCCUUUGCGUCUGUUGCUCUUGCAGCACGCCCCUUCGUCAACGAGCCGGAUACAGGACUCGAGGGUCUGCUUGAUGCAGUCACCCCCAAUGGCACACUUGCUCCCCUCACGAGCAUGGUCGGUCUCCCCGACUUUGACUGGGCAGCCCGCAAGUACAUGAACGCCUCCUCCUACACAUACUACCGCAAUGGUGCUGCUGGCGAGUGGUCGUACCGCAACAACCUCGAGGUCUUCACCCGCCAGCGCCUUCGCCCCCGCGUCAUGGCCGACAUCACCAACGUCGCUUCGACCCUUCCCACCACACUGUUGGGUCACAACUUCUCUGCGCCGUUCUUCAUCUCCCCAUGCGCUCGCGGUGGCUAUGCGCACCCUGACGGAGAGCUCAACUUCGUGAAGGGCGCCGCUGCCGGCGACAUCUUGUACAUGCCGUCGCUCUACUCCUCGCAGAGCUUCGACAACAUCUAUGCUCAGGCCGCCAACACCACCCAGCCCCUCUUCCAGCAGGUCUACCUCACCAACAACCUCACUGAAACCCAGGCGCUCUUCACCAGGAUCGAGAAGACCGGCAAGGCCAAGGCCAUUGUCCUCACUGUCGACUCCCCUGGAGAUGGCAUCCGUCACCGCGCAGCCCGCUACGGUGUCGGCUCCGCAGACAUCAACCUGAGUCUGCUGACCUGGGACCUGUACCGCCAGUUCUCCAACAUGACCUCCCUGCCCAUCAUCCCCAAGGGCAUCCAGACUGUCGAGGACGCGCAGGAGGCCGUCAAGAACGGCGCAAAGGCCAUCUUCCUCUCCAACCACGGCGGUCGCCAGCUCGACACUUCGCCUUCGUCGCUCGAGAUUGCGCUCGAGAUCCACAACCAGGACCCCGAUCUCUUCAACCAGGUUGAGGUCUACGCUGAUGGCGGUGUCAGGUACGGCACUGACGUCCUGAAGCUCCUCGCUCUUGGUGUCAAGGCUGUUGGUCUUGGCCGUCCUUUCAUGUACAGCAACAUCUACGGCGCCGACGGCGUCAAGAAGGUUAUUGAUAUCCUCAAGUACGAGCUCAUCAACGAUGCCGCCAACCUGGGUGUCGGUGACCUCAAGAAGAUUGGUCCUCAGUACGUGGACUUCAAGAACAGCCUCAACACCUGGUACAGCUAGAUGACACUAGCUGUGUUUCAAUUAGAUGCGUGAAACAUAUUGGUGGCGUUCUUGUUUUCUAUAUCCAAUACAAUCAGUCAUUUCGUACUUCUGCAUAUAUCCAAUACAAUCAACCAUUUCAUUCUCAUUCAAUCUGCCUGGCCUUGAAUUUUCUGUGAAGUCUCAGCUCAAACAUCCUUCUCCGCAAUUUCACUCGGAACAUUCGCCCGGCCAAGUUUAAUGACAUGCACUGCCGAUGAAGGCUAUCCUAUCUGGGACUAGCUGCCUGCGAUAACCGGA
Molecule: messenger RNA, 1744 nt
Organism: Boeremia exigua
Lineage: Eukaryota; Fungi; Ascomycota; Dothideomycetes; Pleosporales; Didymellaceae
Product: FMN-dependent dehydrogenase
Exons: 1
Coding region: 305-1465 (386 amino acids)
Molecular function (GO): oxidoreductase activity; FMN binding
Source: RefSeq, a predicted model, not a curated record